AAAGGCUGGUUCUUCAGGUGUGAGAGAGACAGGUGUGCAGCCUCAGCCCCGCUCCUUCACCUGCAGAGCCCACCAUGUGGGGCUACCUGUCGCUGAUGCCUGUCUUUCUAGCUGUCUGGGCUAUCUCUGGCGUCUGGAUCGUUUUUGCCAUUGCAGUGACCAACAGGACUGUGGACCUCAGCAAAGGCUUUCCCUACAUCAGCAUCUGCGGAUCCUUCCCCCCUCAGAGCUGCAUCUUCAGCCAGGUGCUCAAUAUGGGAGCUGCUCUGGCCGCGUGGAUCUGCAUUGUCCGUUACCACCAGCUCCGGGACUGGGGCGUCGGAAGGUGGCCUAACCAGCUGAUCCUAUGGACGGGUCUUCUCUGUGCCCUGGGCACCUCCGUGGUAGGCAAUUUCCAGGAAAAGAACCAGCGGCCCACGCACUUGGCAGGGGCCUUCCUUGCCUUCGUCUUGGGUAAUGUCUACUUCUGGCUGCAGCUCCUCCUGUGGAGGCUGAAGAGCCUGCCCCAGCCCGGGGCUGCCUGGAUCGGGCCACUCCGCCUGGGCCUCUGCAGCGUCUGCACCAUCCUCAUUGUGGCCAGUAUCCUUGUAUCUGGGGUAGGGGUUGGGGGUGGCUCUUCACUGGAAUUGGUCUUCCUGCCUGGCUGUCUGUCACAGGGGACAUCUCUUCCUUUCUCUGGGCCACAAUCUUUGCACAGGAUUAUGGCUUUGUCAUCGAGAAUGCCGACUUUGGGGUCAGGUUGCCCAGGUUGGAAUGCGCUGUCCUCCACACAGCAGCUGGGGGAAACUUCCGUGGGCUGUUACUUCUCAGUGUCAAUGGUUUCCUCAUCCCUCGAAUGUGGAUAAUGACAGGGCUGACCUCAGGGUUGUGGAGUGGAUAGGAUAAUACGCAUACGGUGCUUAGAUCUGUGCCUGGCAUAUAGUGAGUGACCGAUAGACCCUGGAAGAAUGAUAGACUAAGAACAGUCCCUUGAGGGCACUCACUCUGUGCCAGGAAGCAUGGCGGUGGUUGCAGGUGAAAACGGUUCAGACAGGAAAAGUCUUUCGGCCAGGAUGCACGUGAGGCCCUGCAGUGGAGUUGGUGAUAGGCUGCAGGUGGCUUGCGCAGGCUCUGAGAGGCAUUCUGUGAACUGCUCUUCCUAACUCCAUGUCCUGUGAUAUCACGUGAGUAGCUUGAAAUAGCCAUCAUGGAAGUAUUUAUACCACUGUAAUUGGCAGAUGCCACCAACCAGAGCCAGUUGUUAUACAUUUACUAGCACACCACAUGAUGGUUGACUCAAUUCCAACUCAUUUCUGAGCCAUCCCCAGAACCCAGGCACUUUCCACCAGCACAGCGUACUUCUAGAUGGGUCAGGUCACUCUCUGAGGCCUCAGUUUCCAUAUCCAUAAAAUGGAUUUCUUUUAUCAUAAUAAUUAUUAUUAUUUAUUUUUG
Messenger RNA from Nomascus leucogenys (northern white-cheeked gibbon), 1431 nucleotides. It is a transcript of the gene TMEM150B, whose product is annotated as transmembrane protein 150B. The record is from RefSeq and is a predicted model, not a curated record. Bases 75 to 845 code for a protein of 256 amino acids. The transcript is spliced from 5 exons. Lineage: Eukaryota; Metazoa; Chordata; Mammalia; Primates; Hylobatidae.